Messenger RNA from Striga hermonthica, 447 nucleotides. NCBI's taxonomy places the organism in Eukaryota, Viridiplantae, Streptophyta, Magnoliopsida, Lamiales, Orobanchaceae. The record is from the annotation of a GenBank genome assembly.
AUGAAAUUCGCGAGGUCGAGAGUGUGGCUUGGGCAUUGGCAGCACGGGGCGCGCGGGCGCGCACGGGCGCGGGCGCAGGGCACGAAAUCGCGACGUUGCAGGGGAAUUCGCAAGCACCUCCCUGGGUUCGUGGAGAAGGCCGCCGAGUUCAAGGCCAAGGUAAUCUACUCCAUCGCGUGUGUUUCCGUGAACAACGGCUUCGUCAUGAAGGCAUGGAAGGCGGAUCUGAAGAUCGGGGACGAGGUGCUUCUGUUGAGCGACAGCAAUGGACGAUUCACUCGGGCGAUUGGGUGCCAACUCGAUUUAAGCGACAAGUCGGCGGGCUUGGGGGUUCGAUCGAAGAGGUACGCCAUAUAUAUUGAGGAUGGAGUCGUGAAGGUCCUGAAUCUGGAGCAAGGAGGGGAUUUCAGUAUUAGCAGCGCCGAGGAUCUGCUCAAGGCUAUCUGA